AAGUAGCAAGAGGAACAGACAGAAAGAAUAUUUAAGUAUUUAGGUCAAUCUAAGCCACCUGGUGCACAGACAGUAAAUUCCUAUAUCUUUGUCUGCAUGCUUGUUUAAACAAAGUAUAAGGGAAAUAGGCACCAGCUGCACAGAAUAGGGUGUGAGCAAAGGGGACAUCUGUGUGGGGCAGAGGGAUGAUGGGUAAACUAGUGUCUUGCUUUCCCUGCAGGUAAAAGGUGCACAGGGUGAGAUGAGCAGGAAGAAUGUGCCUCAGAGGUAAAGAUGAGGACUAUGCAUUUGAAAAGAGGGCAACUGUACCUGCAGGCUUUGCUCAGAAAAGGAAGGUGUAUAUUAAUGAUGCCUUUCAAGAAGCAGCAAAGUCAACUACAGGAAGAAAUGCAAUCUAGGAUCAGGAGGGAGGUGUGAAAGUCCUUGGCACCAAUGACACUGAGUGGAGUCACCCAGAGGCCAGGGCACAGGGAGGGAGAAGAAGGAGAGAAGUACGCCCAACACAGAGAAAAGCACCACCGCUGACUGAACUAGCGGAGGCACGCGGCGGCCACCCGAGGGCACCUAUGACGUCGAGGGAGCAGCCACCCCGCGGCCCUGCCGGGAGUUUCCCCACGGCCGCCCGUGGCCCACCGAGCCUGCGGCCGCCCGUCGUAAAAGAAGAUCGCUCUGCUCCUCCGUCGCGAGCUGGCCCCGCUAUAGAGGCCGAGCAGAGCCAGGCAGCCUCCGGGGUAGCGUUCCGCGUCUCCCGUCCCGCCCGGCGCUCACGUGCGUCCCGCUUCCCGCGGCGCGGCCCUACCUGUCCCGGCGGGGCUCCGAUGGCGAAACAAUUUGGAGGAAUGGAUGAAGAUUUUACAACACAGCCACUUGACUCUACUCUACAAAGUCCAUCAGAGACAUUACUUUCGAUUCGACUGCUAGAUUUUAAAACAAGUUUAUUGGAGGCAAUAGAAGAACUGCGUAUAAGAAGGGAAACAGAGAAUAAUUAUGAAGAGCAAAUAAGUAAAAUUGUUGUUGAGAAACAGGAGCUUGAAUGGCAGAAGGAAACUCUGCAGCAUCAAACGGACACAUUGCACCAACAAAACAAAGAAGCUAUAGCAGCUUUUAAAAAACAGUUGCAGGCAAGGAUGUUUGCCAUGGAAGAAGAAAAGGGAAAAUACCAACUUGCUGUGGAAACAAAAGAGAAAGAAAUUGAUGGACUGAAAGAAGCAUUAAAGGCAUUACAGAUUUCAAAAUGCACUUUACAAAAGAAGCUGAAUGAAAUGGGUCAAAAAUUACAGAUGCAUGUAACAGCAAAAGAGGAGCAUCAGAAGAAACUGAAUGAAAUUGAGAGGUGUUAUGCUACUAUUGCAUCUCAGUUUGGAGUUGUGAAAGGCGUUCAUGGGAAACUAGAGCACAGUGUCCAAGAAGCAAUACAGCUCAAUAAGAAACUAGCAUCGGUGAAUAAAAGACAAGAGACUGAAAUAAGCAAUUUGAAGGAAGAACUGAAGAAAGUAACUACAGACUUGAUAAGGUCCAAGGUCACAUCUCAGUACAGGGUGGGAGAAGAAAACAUCAAUCUUGCAGCAAAGGAAAAACAGUUUCAAGACCUGCAACAAAAAAUCAGAAUGGAGACUGCAGUUACGAAAAAAGUUCAGGAAGAAAACACUCACAUUAAAGAAGAAAAGCUGGAAAUUCUCAGCUCUCUACAGUGUGUGCAGGAACUGCUUCAGCGAGUAACCCAAACGAAUGUUAGAAUAGAAAGUGAAUUAAAUGCACUGAAAGAAGACUAUCAGACCCUUGAAAGAGAUAAUGAGCUGCAAAGGGAGAAGGCAAAGGAAAAUGAAGAAAAGUUCCUUAAUCUUCAGAAUGAGCAUGAGGAAGCACUAAGAACUUGGAAGAAAGAUGAGGAAAACAUGAGAAGAGAAAUAGAGACUCUUAAAAAUGAGUUGAAUUCCUUUAAAGGUGUUCAUAGACACCUUGAAGAUCACCCUCCUCAGGGAAAUCAGGAUUCUGAGCAAGUGCAAAAUCUUCAGGUGCGUGUCUCCAAUAGCUGCAGUACUUCCUGUUUCUUGUCUUUGGCUUACAUCAGAAUUGUAAAAAGUGGUGAAGAACACUCAAAAACCAGUGAUAUACAGGCUGUUCAGGAAGAAAAUACAUGUAUGGAAUCCACCAUAAGAAAAGAUAGUAAUUUUGGACAUGAAGAAACUGAAGUACCAAAUGCAAUUCCUCUAAGCACUGCGGAAUUACAGAUAGAGCAAAAUUUACAAGUUCUUGAAAACAGUUUUAAGGAUGAAGUUAAUGUUGCUAACCCUUAUGAAGAAAAGCCAAGGGAGGCUUCUCCCAGGAAUACCCUCUGCACAGAUACUGAUUUAAUUACUCAAGGACAGACCUCAGAAAUUUGUGUCACUGAGUGCAAAGAAGCAGAAAAUCUAGGAGCAACAUGUAGAAUGUUACUGGGUGAAAACAGUGCAAAUUCAGAACAAAAGCUACAGGACAGCCAUAAGCCCCUGGCAGCAUGCCACACACAGACAAGAAAGGUCCUUUCAGACAGGACUGACACUGUAGGUGCCUGCAGGAAAAAUGGAAGUCAAGAGACUGGCUCUAACAAGCCAGAGCUGUGCGGUGUUACAGAUGAAUCAGUUUGUAAUAAGGCAGAAAAAAAGUCAAAUACUAUACAACACAACUUCCUUAUACCUGAAGCACCCCAAACUGAGUGUGAAGCAGUUGUUUGCAGUGAGAACAAGGCUGUGUGUAAGAGGAGUACAGAUAAUCAUCAAGCUAAGGAAGCAAGUUUUCGCAUUCUAUCUUGCAAUAAAGAAAAUUCUCAAACAGAAUGCCAAAGGUGUAGCUUGCUGAACAACGAUAAUUCUGUAGGCAAUGGAUUACAUGAACCAGAAGGAAGUUUGCUAAAUCUGAGUGGUCUACAUGGAGACAAACUUCCUUUUAAACAGACACACAUAGAUGCUGAAGACAGAAAUUGCCCUGAAAAUGCCACAAAUGUCAACAGAGAUGGUGCACUGGAGAGCACUGGUGUUCCACUGACUGAUCCUCAAGAUCCACCAACUACCUAUUGUGACAAGGCAAGUAGUGAUGAUGCCACAAAAACCCACAGCGAUAAUGUGUCUGUCUGGGGUACAUUCAGUUUAUACCCCCCAACUACAGGAAGUGGAAGAAAUAUGGAUGACUUGCGCAGCAAGCAACCUGAACAAGGUGGUGCUGAACAAACAGGGAAUGCUACAAAUGCCUGUACUUCAUAUGCUGAAGCCCCAGUUGAGGCUGAUGCUCUUGAAAUAAUUGCUCAUAAGCCUCUGCCAGCAGAUAGGAUUAGUACAGAUAAACUAAUUCCAUGUAAAAAAGUUAAUGAUGAUAUUCAGAUAUGCUCCAUCAAAACCAGACAUUCCCUGGAGAGUAAUAAUUUAACAAAUAACACAUUGUUAACAGAGAAAAAAGACUCACUGAAUAGUACAGUUCCAGGAAGGAAGUUUGCUGAGGGUCACCUGGAAGAAUCGUCCUCUUUGCCCAUGAGAACAUCUGGAAAUUUAGUAAACAUGAAUGGAAGGUCGUCCUUUGAUCUUUCUGCCUCAGAUAAAAAAGCUGAGAAAACUCCAGUAUACUUCAAUUUUUUAGACCUCAGUUCUUGUUCAAGAAUAAAUCAAAUGAGAGGUCAAGCUACAUGGACUUCAGCUUCCAAAGAACCUCCCCUUUUGAAACUACCAUGCUUACUGGAACAUGCAAAUGUUACUUCAAUAACUCAAAAACUCAGUGAAAAUAUUGACAGAAGAGAAACAGGACUAGCUUCUACCAGUCUUAACAGAGCUGCCGACACUUUGAAUAUCUCUAGUAUCCACCGAGAGCCCCAGGGAGACCCCAGUGAAGGAUGGAAUGCUACAGCAAAGACUUUUUAUGAUUCUUCUUUUCCCACAGAACAUGUUUGUACUGUCAGCUAAAAAAAAGGAUUUACUGCUUUACAGAAGUCUCCUCACAUGACUGUAACUCCAGCAAGUCAUGGAAGUGCAGCUGGAGAAGAGGACAGAUCUUCAAUUCAUAACUCCAUUAUACAAAACCAAACAGAAGAAAUUGAGAAAAUCCUGAAUGUGGAGAGACUUCAUUCAGCAAGAAAGAGAAAAUACGAAGAAGGCCAGUGAGGAUCGGUGUCUUUUAGGCACAGAUAAAUCACUUAAUGUAACCAAGAUUUGUAGAGGUAUUGCUGUGUAAUGUGGUGUGUGUGUACUGUACUUUCAUGUUCAGUAUAGGCUUCUUUAAUGUUAAAAAUUUGAUACAAUCCCUAGUAAUAACCUCAGUUCUGUUUCUGCAAUCAAAUCCAAGUUCUUAUGGAUUUUGCCUGAAGUUGAAGUUCACAAGUUAACGUUUUAAUAUCCAUCAAGUAAUACUAAAUUAUUACUUCAGAUUACCCUUCUCCUGCUCCUCAGACAUUCUGGUUUCUCUGUUAGAUUGCUCAUGCAGUUUUCAAACAAAAUCACCUGUAGCUAUUUCAAAAUAUAGUGGUUUCUGCAAACAUUUACAACUCAGAGUGAUUCUUAAGUGGCAGAAGAACAGGAAAGCUUUCCGCUUACCAUUGGUGCCAACCUAUUGAAAUAUCUCUGCUGUAGUUUAUCUAAAGCAUCAGGUAUGAUUUACAGAGGUAAGGCAGCAGAUCUUGCUUCACAAAGCUUCCCUUUUAACUGGUUCACACUUUUCCUCUUAGGGUGUAGGGGAAAUCUAUUUUACAAUUACUUGCACUUCAUUUUUCUGAUCUCCUUCCCUCCCUUCCCACACUUCUUGCAAAGGAAGAGUCUCACAUUGUGAACAAAAACACA
This is a messenger RNA of Dryobates pubescens (Downy woodpecker), 4799 nucleotides long. RefSeq names its product coiled-coil domain containing 73 (gene CCDC73). The record is from RefSeq and is a predicted model, not a curated record. NCBI's taxonomy places the organism in Eukaryota, Metazoa, Chordata, Aves, Piciformes, Picidae.